AUGAAAGGUAGAGCAUUGAAAAUCUUAUGCAGUAGGAUUGACUGGUUAUUCUUCUGUGAGUUUGUUUUUGCAUUAGUUAGUGUUCUCAACUUCUUAUUAUUUGUGUUAGGAUCUGGUAUUCGUCCUCAGCACCUUUCAUCGUUGAAAUUUUCAAUCUUUAAACGUUGCUAUCUGAAACCGGUUCAGAUACGUGAACCCUUCGACAAGUUUUUGGUCCAGUGCAAUUCCCAGAUCACAAAGCAUGGUAGAGAGGGCAACAUUCAACAGUCGGAAGCGAUCUUCAGGCAACUGUCUCGCAAAAGCGUUGUUUCCUAUACUGCUAUGCUCACGGCCUAUUCUCAGAAUGGCCAACUUGCGAAAGCACGAAUUGUGUUUGAAGAAAUGCCCUACAAAAGCACUGCUGCAUAUAACGCAAUGAUAACGGCCUAUGUAAGGAAUGGCUGCAAGGUGGAUGAGGCCUUCAGUUUGUUUUCUCAGAUGGGUGAAAGGAAUGAAGUGUCUUUUGGGGCCAUUAUUACGGGAUUUCUGAAGGCUGGCAUGCUUGAAAAAGCUGGGGACUUGUAUGGAAUGAUGCCAAUAGAGUGGCGUGAUCCUAUUUGUUCCAACACAAUGAUCAAUGGAUUCCUGAAAUCAGGGAAACUAGAGCAGGCUAUUCAUAUUUUUAAUGGCAUGGUAAAUAGAGAUAUUGUUUCUUGGAGCUCUAUGGUUGAUGGUUUUUGUAAAGAAGGGAGGAUCAUUGAGGCUAAAGAGCUUUUUGAUAAGAUGCCUGAGAGAAAUGUGGUUACUUGGACAUCUAUUGUUGAUGGCUACAUGAACAAUGGGUUGUUUAAAGAUGGAUUUGAUUUGUUUAUUCAUAUGAGGAGGGAAGGAAUUGUUGCGGUUAAUCCAAAUAUGAUGACAGUAAUGUUUGAAGCUUGUGGUAAUUUUGGGGUGCUUAGAGAAGGUUUACAGAUGCAUAGUUUGGUUUUGCGGAUGGGAUUUGUAAUGGAUGUAUUUCUAGGAAAUUCUAUUAUAACAAUGUACUGCAGAUGUGGUUACGUGAAUGAAGGAAAUGCAGUAUUUCAGUCUAUCAGCAAGAAAGAUAUAGUUUCCUGGAAUGCACUGAUUGCUGGUUAUAUUCAACACAAGGAAAUUGAGAAAGCUUAUGAGCUCUUUGAGAUGAUGCCAAACAGAGAUUCUAUUUCUUGGACAACCAUAAUCUCGGGAUACCUUGGCAUAGGAGAAGUGGAAAGAUCUAUUCAGUUAUUCAAGAUGAUGCCUAAAAAAGAUGAUAUUGCUUGGACUGCUGUCAUUUCAGGCUUUGUUGACAUGGAAAUGUGUGAGGAGGCGUUUACUUGGUUUAUUGAGAUGCUAAGGGAUUCAGUCCAUGCAAGCUCGCUGACACUAAGUAUCAUGCUUAGUGCUUCAGCUUGCUUAGCAACACUAAGAGCUGGAACACAGAUCCAUGGUCUUCUGGUGAAAAAGGGUAUGGAAUAUGAAUUGAGUGUUCAGAAUUCGUUGGUUUCAAUGUACUCAAAAUGUGGCAAUGUUGCUGAAGCAUAUACCAUCUUCAAAAAGAUUAAUGCACCCAACAUUGUGUCUAUAAACUCAAUGAUCACUGGAUUUGCCCAAAAUGGGCUUGGGGAAGAAGCCGUUAAGCUGUUUGCCAAAAUACAGGCUGAAAACUUCAAGCCAAAUGAAAUCACCUUUCUUGCAGUGUUGUCAGCUUGUGUACAUGAAGGUCUAGUAGAACAAGGAUGUGAAUAUUUUAAUUCCAUGAAGUCCUUAUAUGGCCUUGAACCCGGUCCUGAUCACUAUGCAUGCAUGGUUGAUCUACUUGGCAGAGCAGGAUUGUUGGAUGAAGCUACUGAUUUAAUCCAGUCCAGCAGUAUUGAGCCACACUCUGGAGUUUGGGGUGCUCUACUGGGGUCAAGCAGAAAUCAUUUUCGUCUUGAUCUGGCAAAUGUUGCAGCUCAGCGCCUUACUGAACUAGAUCCUGCUAAUGCAACUCCUUAUGUAGUCUUGUCCGACCUUUAUGACAUUAUGGGAGCAAGGAAGGAUGGUAAUCAAGUUAGAUUGCUUAAAGAAACAUUGCGUGUAAAGAAAAAUCCAGGGUGCAGCUGGAUUGAGUGA
Molecule: messenger RNA, 2112 nt
Organism: Linum tenue
Lineage: Eukaryota; Viridiplantae; Streptophyta; Magnoliopsida; Malpighiales; Linaceae
Source: the annotation of a GenBank genome assembly